Molecule: messenger RNA, 1710 nt
Organism: Cryptococcus wingfieldii CBS 7118
Lineage: Eukaryota; Fungi; Basidiomycota; Tremellomycetes; Tremellales; Cryptococcaceae
Product: endoplasmic reticulum protein
Exons: 10
Coding region: 1-1710 (569 amino acids)
Biological process (GO): transmembrane transport
Cellular component (GO): endoplasmic reticulum; membrane
Source: RefSeq, a predicted model, not a curated record
AUGUCAGCGGACUCGGUCCCCAUCAAGACUCUGCUUCUCACAGUCUUCAACUCUAUCGUCGAAGUAUUCCUUCUAUGUGUCGCAGGUUAUAUACUGGCGCGCUCAGGCGUGACCGAUAAAGCCACCCAACGAAAGCUGAACGUCAUCAAUGUAUCGCUCUUUACGCCUGCUCUGCUCUUCUCAAAGGUGGCGUACUCUCUCACGCCUUCCAAACUCAAGGAGCUGUGGAUCAUCCCUCUCGGAUUCGUCAUAGUCACUGGUGUAUCGGCUGGAGUAGCUUGGUCUCUUGCGAAAACUUUCAAACUCUCCAAAUCGCAGAGAGCCUUUGCGGUCUGCGCUUCCAUGUUCCAGAACAGCAACUCUCUUCCCAUAGCACUCAUCCAAUCUCUUGUAGUCGAAGUCCCCGGUCUCAAAUGGGACGAGGAUGACAACAAGAAUCAGAUGCUCGGCCGGGCGCUCACCUAUCUCGUGCUCUACUCGACUCUCGGUAUGAUGCUCAGAUGGUCUUGGGGAGUCAAGCUCUUGUCUGGUGCAGACGACGAAACACAGGUAGAACCUGGAGAGACUGGUCUCACCGGGAAUGGAGACUUGGUCCAAAGCCCCGGGCAAAUGGGUAAUAGCAGGGAAGAAGAGAGUGAUCUGUUCUUUUCUCCCCACGAUGGUGAGACCCCGACGCGACACGAAUCAUCCAUGGGGGUCACUCCGACCACUGUCCGUCAUCCCACUUCCCCCACACUCCCCUUCACCGCUCCAGGCUCUGCCCACUCGAUGCACCCGAGCCCCGUCAGGCGCGCCUCGGCCACAGGCACGGAAAGAUCGCACUCUGUCUUGAGCGCCACCAGAGGACUGAGGGCACCUACGCGGACUGACAGUGGAAGGGAGUUCUGGGGCCUUCCUGAAGCUCCUAGAGAAAGGGCGUUUGAUUUGAUCAAUGAAGUCGAUAGCAGCGAUGAAGAAGAUGAGGAAUGGGGCAGCGACUCUCAGCCAAGUCUCCGUCUUCGCCGUCAGCCUCCCCAGACCGCUUUCCAAAAGUUCAAGGCCAAAGGCGAGGUCGUCGCCCAAAAAGUCAACGCCUUCAUGACCGUCCCAAUGUACGCUGCCUUGCUGUCAAUCUUCAUCGCCAUGGUACAGCCUCUGCAGGCCAAGAUGGCCGAGUUCACGCCUCUGGAGCAAGCUAUCAAGGGCGCCGGACAAUGUUCAAUUCCUGUGACUCUAGUCGUCCUCGGCGCCUUCUUCUACACUCCUCCCGCGACCCCCACCAUUCCCAUCUCCCUUCCACCCGACGAACACGAUCCUCCUGCCAAACGUGGCAACUUUUUCGAACGCAAGUUCCGCGCUAUCGCCGGGUACUCUCCCAUCGGGAAUGGGAACGCCGAGCCAAAGCCCAAGGCCUACCCAGGCGAGAAUCGAGCGGUGUUUGUGGCGGUGGUCAGUAGGAUGGUCAUUACGCCACUGGCGAUGAUGCCAUUCCUGGCGGUCAUGGCCAAGUAUGACUUGUUUGAGGCGGCCGAGGAUCCGGUUUUCGUGCUGAGUGCCGUGUUGUUGGUUUCUUCACCUCCCGCGUUGACGCUCGCCCAGAUUACGCAGGCAGCAUCUGGGGAUGCAUUUGAGCGACUUAUCUCGAAAACUAUCAGCUGGUCCUAUGCCGUUCUGACUCCCCCGUUGACUCUUGUCUAUGUCGUCAUUGGUUUGAUUUUUGGUAGGAUGUGA